AUGCCCCCGUCCCCCGAGCCUAAGCUCAACUCAGACGACAGCACCUCCCGUCUCUCCGACGCUGCCCUCAGGAAGAAGAAGAACGCCGAUGCUCAGGCCGCCUUCCGCGCUCGCCGCGCGAACUACAUCGCGACACUCGAGGAGACAGUCACCAACCUAGAGGCUGUCGUCCUCGAGCUCCAGGAGUCUGUGCGCAAAAACCAGAGCGCUCUCCAGGAGGCUCGCCAGGAGAACAGCCGGCUCAAGUCCGAGCUUCAGAACAAGGAUAAGAUGCUCCGUAUGUACGAGCAGACCCGCAAAAUCGACUGCGACCCCCAGGACGAGUACCCCAUGCCUUCCUAUGCUCCCGCGCGCACCCCUCCCCUCACCAUGCCCUCUAUGCAACCCGGCGCGACCAACGGCUUCUCCGACGACCCCAUGCGCUACCCCUCGGCCAGCCAUACCUCGAGCUCGAUGAACGGCUCCUACCACAAUCCGAGCGGACAGGACUACUCACAGCGCUCCCCGGCGCUUGGAUAUCGCUAUGAGCCCUACACGCCCUACCCCAUCGACACUUCCGCGCGCGAUGGCGGCUGGGUCGGCCACUCGGCAACGACCGUCAGCGACGGCUCCAUGGACAGCAGCUCCGCGACGCACUCGCCCACAUUCGUCGAGUCGCCCACGCUCACCGCAUCCGAGAUUCAGUACCAAUCCCGCUACGGCGUCAUGGAGGACCAGAAGGUUCCCAUCACCCCGCUCGCGACGUCCCCGUACAUGUUCGCUCCAUCCCGCUCGUUAUCUCCCGCAGCCUCAACGCCUUCCUCCGCCUCCUCCACAUCGCUCGCCCCCAACUCCUACGCCUUCACUUUUCCUGAAGGCUCCGCCAUCGCCGACCGCCCCGAAUUUUACGGUCGCCGUCCCCAGAACCCCCCAGAACUCACCCUUCAUGGCGGCACUGCCGACGUCACCGCGAUUCUCCGUAUGAGUGGGCGCGGCGGCACUGCGCCCACGUCGGAACGCCCGGUUCAGGCGCCCUCACCCUACACGCGCGGUGACAACGGUUCGGGCGAGCGCGAGUCCGACGGCGAGUCCUCCUCAUACACCUACUCGUCCCACUCGCGCACCCGUACGCGCACCACCAGCUCUGCGUCCGCCGUGUCCGUCGCCGCGUCACGCGCAUCGCGCUCCCCUUCGCCGGACCUGCGCCGAUUUGCACAAGCGUUCGGGGCUCUCCGUCGCACGCGCGGCCGUUCGAAGAAGACGAGCGAAGGGGCUGCGAAGGCGGCGGUGGAGGCCCUGGCCGCCCGUGGCAUCGGCGUGGGCGGCGACAGGCUCGGCAACCCCGCCAAGCGUCCACGGCUGCACGACGGGGACGGCGAUUUACGGAUCUAG
Epithele typhae is the source of this 1371-nucleotide messenger RNA. RefSeq lists its product as uncharacterized. Lineage: Eukaryota; Fungi; Basidiomycota; Agaricomycetes; Polyporales; Epitheliaceae. Bases 1 to 1371 code for a protein of 456 amino acids. Gene Ontology annotation, biological process: regulation of DNA-templated transcription. The transcript is spliced from 4 exons. The record is from RefSeq and is a predicted model, not a curated record. Gene Ontology annotation, molecular function: DNA-binding transcription factor activity.